AUAUCCAGUGGAUCAAUGAGCCUUAACACAAUACAAUUUGGAUUUUCUUUCUUUGUAAUUUUCAAAGCAAAGGCAAUGGAGGGGAAGACUAUGGUCAAGUUAUCUCAUGUGGUUGCUUUCUUGCUUCUUGCAUCACUUUUUCAACCUCUUACUGCACGAGAUCUGGUAUUCGAAGUGAGUGAUGAAAUAGAAGUCUUGCGAUUUCCAAUGGCAAAAGAAAACCAAGUGAAAACACUUGAUGAUAUCUCUACUUUUUGCCCAGGAAAGCAAUCAUGGCCUGAACUUGUGGGAAAGCCAGCGGCGACUGCUAAGAAAAUAAUUGAGAAAGAAAAUCCCAUAGCCAAAGUUCAGUUUUUGUUCCCUGGUAUGGUUAAACCAUUGAAUUAUGUUUGUGGUCGAGUUUUUGUGGUUGUUAACUGGAAACUCAUUGUUCAAAUUACUCCCACAAUGGGUUAAUUAAAUAGUUCUAUUAUGGAAGAUUUAGAAUAACAAGACCCAAGAAUUAAGAAAUAGAGUACUGGUGUUCCAUAGUGUACUCUUCAUGUACUCUACUAUUUCGAUAUAAUAAAUAAACUAAGUGUGGGUUAUUUAAUUUGUAUUAUGCAUGUAUUAUAAUUA
Nicotiana tabacum (common tobacco) is the source of this 618-nucleotide messenger RNA. RefSeq names its product proteinase inhibitor I-B-like. NCBI's taxonomy places the organism in Eukaryota, Viridiplantae, Streptophyta, Magnoliopsida, Solanales, Solanaceae. Gene Ontology annotation, molecular function: serine-type endopeptidase inhibitor activity. The record is from RefSeq and is a predicted model, not a curated record. Gene Ontology annotation, biological process: response to wounding.